Molecule: messenger RNA, 954 nt
Organism: Monosiga brevicollis MX1
Lineage: Eukaryota; Choanoflagellata; Craspedida; Salpingoecidae
Exons: 8
Coding region: 1-954 (317 amino acids)
Cellular component (GO): membrane; signal peptidase complex
Molecular function (GO): serine-type endopeptidase activity
Source: RefSeq, a predicted model, not a curated record
AUGUGCUCGCUGGCUCUCUCUGGCUCUCUGGCUUUCUGGCUCUCUGCCUCUGCCCCUGUCUCUGUCUCUGUCUCUCUGCCUCUGUCUCUCUGUCUCUCUCUGUCUCUCUCUGUCUAUCUGUCUCUCUCUCUCUCUCUCCUCUCUCUGUCUCUCUGUCUCUCUCUCUCUCUCUGUCUCUCUCUCUGUGUGUGUGUGUGGAUCGUCGUUCAUUGGUCAGCCCUGUCGUGGGUGCAUGAGGCUUGUCUUUGUCCUUGCGCCUCGACCGCUAUCAUGGAAGCCGUUCUCGAGCUCCUGGGCUUCCAAAAGGAUGUGUUUGGUGAAGUCCGCCGCAUGAACAAACGCCAGCUGGCACAUCAAGUGCUCAACUUUGCCAUGAUCGUCUUUUCUGCCCUCAUGAUCUGGAAGGGUCUGAUGGUGGUGACGGGCAGCGAGAGCCCCAUUGUCGUUGUUCUCAGUGGAAGCAUGGAACCCGCCUUUCAGCGUGGCGAUUUACUCUUUCUGACCUACAAUCGCACUGAUCCGAUUCGUGUUGGCGAGAUUGUCGUCUUCAAGGUUGAGGGCAGAGAUAUUCCCAUUGUUCAUCGCGUGCUCAAGCUACAUGAAGAGUGUGUCGAUCUAUCCUUGGUUUCCAGAGCUGUCCAACCAACGAUGAUUUUCCCAUACCCCCUUCUUACCUUUGCUUUUGCUUCUGCUUCUGCCUCUGCUUCCUACUGCCCAUCUCUUAGCAAGCAAGGCAACAUCAAGUUUUUGACCAAGGGUGAUAACAAUCGUGUUGAUGACCGGGGACUGUACGCACAGGGCCAGCUCUGGCUCAAACCCAAGGACGUGGUUGGCCGAGCACGAGGAUUCAUCCCUUACGUGGGCAUUGUCACCAUUCUUAUGAACGACUAUCCCGCCUUAAAGUUUAUACUGCUAGCCACCUUGGGUGCGUAUGUGCUACUGCACAAGGAGUAG